AUGGCGGCCCAACUGGAGACGGUUGUUCUUAUCGGUUAUGCCUGGAACGAGGCAGUCGGCCAGGACUUCAACUCCCACAAUGCCUCGCGGAAACCGCUGCACGGCGACGUCACUUCCGGCGGUGUUGUUGGCGGGCAGAGCAGCCAUUGUGUGAUCCAGCGAGGGAAGCUGAAACUCGGUCCCAGCUACCUGAUCGGCCCUCGGCAGCGGCUCCCCUUCUCGCUGGCUGGUGCAUCUUUGUCCGGGCUUUCGUCCGCAACACACACGUCCAAGCCCAGCCGCGGCGGUGUACACCCGGGCCUACCGUUAGCCCCACACAGCCGCUCCGGAGCACGUUUCUUUGUAAAGAGGCCCUCAGCAGCAGUCAAGCUGGCGACCGCCACGGGUAAGAAGGGGAAGAAGGCUGAGGAGGAGGAGCAGCCUGCGGCGGCGGCGGCGGCGGAGGCGGCGGCAGCGGCGACGGCGGCGGGAGUGGAAGAGGAGGAGGAGGAGGAGUAUGUGGUGGAGAAGGUGCUGGACCGCCGCGUGGUGAAGGGCCGAGUGGAGUUCCUGCUCAAAUGGAAAGGCUUCUCAGAUGAGGACAACACGUGGGAGCCCGAGGACAACUUGGACUGUCCCGACCUGAUCGCAGAAUUCAUGCAGAAACAGAAAGACAAGGAGGAGAAGAAGAAGGAGGGGAAGAGGAAAGCGGCCAGCGAGACGUCGGCCGACUCCGAGGAGAGAGGGAGCAAGAGGAAGAAGGAGGAGGGGGAGAAGGCCCGGGGGUUCGGCCGGGGGCUGCAGCCUGAGAGGAUCAUCGGGGCGACCGACUCCAGCGGGGAGCUCAUGUUCCUCAUGAAGUGGAAGAACUCGGACGAGGCCGACCUCGUCCCGGCCAAGGAGGCCAACGUCAAGUGUCCCCAGGUGGUCAUCUCCUUCUACGAGGAGCGCCUCACCUGGCACUCCUACCCGGCGGAGGAGGAGGAGAAGAAGGACGAGGAGAAGAAAGACUAGAGACGAGGUGGAGGAAGAGAGGGAAAGAGAGAAAGGAAGGGAGGGAGGGAGGGGGAGGCAGGGAGGGAAAUCGAACACACGCUGGUUUUCUGAGACAGCCGACUCUCGCAGCCACUGUGGCAGGUGACCGACCGUACCUCGGCGACUCUAGAAGAGAGAAAAAAAAAAAAAACAUGCAGGUAGGUGUUUGGAUUCAAGCUGCCAGAGUGGCUAAGAGAUUUAAAAAAAAAAAUAUUCUAAGUUAGGUUCCUAGCUUCUGGUUUAUAACAAAAAAAACAACAAAAAAAAAAACCUUCAGCCAUGUACUGUUGGGUUGAAGAGUGAGACAUACUGUAUUAUCAGCAGGGUGGUGAUGGACCGCCAGCCAGAUGUUGGUCACCUGUUGGCUGUGGUUUGUCCUUUAGUCUGUCCUGCCAGCCACGUCGUCAGCGAGCCGGCCGGGCGACGGGUUCGGGCGACACUUUGGGGCGAAGGUGAGACGCGUCUCUGCCGCUGUGGCUGGCAGGCGAACCGAUCAUACCUCGGCGUCGCUCGGUAGGAAAAAAAAGAAAACGCGCUCCACAAUGAACACAGCAGCUGGGUGUCACUGUCGACGGAGGAGGAGGUGAUGGUUGAGAUUGUGUUGAAAAUAAUCUUCACUCCCCCCCUUUUUUUGUUUUUUUUGUUUUUUUUGUUGUUGUUGUUGUUGUUUUAACUCGCGCACACACACAGACGCGCCCACCUGUGUGUCCUCUAGCUGUAUUAUUUUUAGCUUACAUCACCCGGGCGGCGUUCAAGACACAGCGGCGUUUCCCUUGAACAGGUGUUUGUCUCCUCCCGCCUGCAGACCUCUCACCCGUCGCGUCGUCGCCGUCACGUUUUUCCCUUCGUGAACAAAAAUUUUUAAAUGUUAGUCCCGAGCCUCGUGGUGUUAGGACCCGCCCCAUCGCUCCACGGCUUGCUUGCUCGUUUUUGCUGCGUCUCCCCAACGCUUUGUGUGUUCAAGGCAGCCCGGGUGUGCCUACUUCUGUGUAUACGGUAUUAAAAAGCUAGCCUAGUCGCCUCCUCUGUUACCAGACCUGGAUGUGUUAGCGGUUUAAAUCCCGCGUCGCUUUGGACGGACCUGGAGGGCAGAGAGCCGGGAUUUCAUCGGCGCUUCACGACAGAGUUUCAUUCCAAAAAUAAGACGCCAGGGAUCCAGUAUUUUUUUUUUUUUUUUCAAAUUUUGUAAAAUACACCGCACCUCCCUCUUAUUUCCAGUGGACGUUGUUGUUUUCCUGCCACUUUGACACAUCGGACUACUUUCCGUGAACUUUUACAGUAACAUGGUAUUAAAGACGCUGACCGUCUCGAGGGUUAGCGCGUAAAGCGGCGAGCCACGCGAGGUUCUAGUGUUUUGUUGUUUUUGUUUUUGUUUUUUUAAAUCAUGAGGUACAGAGCGGCAGCAGGAGGCAGCGUUUGCAGGUCAAAUUCCCCGGAAAAGGCUCCAGUCGACGGUUCUUUUCUUGACCCACGUGAAGUCAAAAGUGAUGCUACUCACUAAACUUUUAGCAGAACGAGCAGGAAACGGACAUUCCCGAGCCACCCCCGAAAAUCCCACCCACAUCCUUUUUUUUUUGUUUGUUUUUUUGUUUUUUUUUCUUCUUUUGCCUCCCCUCACAGCCUGAAGACGUAGAUUGUGUUUAGCUGCCGAAGUGCCUGGUAGAGUAGACUUGAGUUGCAUUUCAGUGUUGGGGGAGGAUUCGUUUUCCAGUUCCAAAAUAAAUAUUUAAAUCAUCACGACUCUCGUUUUUAGACGUUUUCUCACCGACGUAAAGACGGACACUGUGCUGACUUUAUGCUAGCUGUGCCAAUGCUGUUAUCCGGUUAGCUCCUCUGUGCAGGGUUAGCUAACCGGACCAAUGGGUUCAGUUGACGGACUCCUUCCACUGCUUGAUCCUGGGUCAUUUUUACAUGUCACUUUUUUUGGGAGAGAAAAAAAGAAAUCCCAUUUUCAUUUUUUUUUUAUUUUUAAACCUCUGGCUCUUAUUCCUUCACCUUGCACAAAUGUAUUAUACAUAGCUACUCUUGUGAUCUGAUUGGCUUCUGUCGAUUGUCUGUUUGGGUUGUGACAGAAGGGAUUUUGGCGUUAAUGUAACCCGGGUCUGCUAGUUAGCUUUUUUUUUUUUUUUUUUUCUAUCGUCUCUGAAUCCAUCCUCUCUGUAUUUAGCGGACUAGCCUGUGUUUUGUCCUGUUGCAUGCCUAUUGAUUUCCCCUGCUAAGUCACUGUAAUGGCCGACCUACUUUUAAUCGUUUGUGUUUUGGACAAUAAAGUUUUGUUUGUUUUUCGUA
This is a messenger RNA of Myripristis murdjan (pinecone soldierfish), 3303 nucleotides long. RefSeq names its product chromobox homolog 1a (HP1 beta homolog Drosophila) (gene cbx1a). The record is from RefSeq and is a predicted model, not a curated record. The transcript has 7 exons. Gene Ontology annotation, cellular component: nucleus. Bases 1 to 993 code for a protein of 330 amino acids. Lineage: Eukaryota; Metazoa; Chordata; Actinopteri; Holocentriformes; Holocentridae.